AUGGCGGGCGGGUGGGGCGGCGCCGUCCUGCUGCUCCUGGCGCUGUGCCUGCAGCCGCCGCCCGCCCGGGCCCGCAGCCUCCGCUUCGUGACGCUGGUGUACCGGCACGGAGACCGCUCGCCCAUCAAGGCCUUCCCGCGGGACCCGUACCAGGAGAGCGCCUGGCCCCAGGGAUUCGGGCAGCUCACGCAGGUGGGGAUGCGGCAGCAGUGGGAGCUGGGCCAGGCCCUGCGGCGGCGCUACCGCGACUUCCUCAGCGACACGUACCGGCGGCAGGAGAUCUUCAUCCGCAGCACAGACUGUGAUCGGACGCUGAUGAGUGCAGAGGCCAAUCUGGCAGGCCUCUAUCCUCCAGGAGGACAAGAGAUGUUCAACCCUAACAUCUCCUGGCAGCCUAUCCCUGUGCACACAGUCCCUGAGUCUGACGAAAGGCUACUGAAGUUCCCUUUGACCCCUUGUCCACGGUAUGAACAGCUACAGACUGAAACACGGCACUCAACAGAAUACAUAAAUAAGACCAAAGAGAAUUGGCAAUUCCUGGAGAUGGUGGCAAAGGAGACUGGGAUCCGGGAUAUCUCUCUUGAGAGUAUAUGGAGUGUGUAUGACACACUGUUCUGUGAACAAGCACAUAAAAUGGAUUUGCCUGGAUGGGUGACUCCAGAAGUCAUGACUCACUUGAAAGAACUAAAAGACUUUGGUUUUGAAUUUCUGUUUGGGAUCCACAAUCGGGUAGAAAAAGCUCGUCUGCAAGGCGGAGUCCUGCUGGAUCACAUAAGGAAAAAUCUAACCAAAGCAGCAAAUGCUUCUGCCCAUCAGAACCUAAAACUACUUGUCUAUUCAGCACAUGACACCACACUUGUGGCACUGCAGACGGCUCUAGAUGUCUACAACAAGAUCCAAGCACCAUACGCCUCAUGUCAUUUAUUUGAACUGUACCAAGAGGAUGAUGGUAACUUCUCCGUGGAGAUGUUUUACCGUAAUGAGAGUGGGAAGGAACCCUUCCCACUGACAAUCCCUGGCUGUCAGCAUAAAUGCCCAUUGCAAAGAUUCUUGGAACUCACAGAUCCUGUUGUGCCCCAGGACUGGGAGCAGGAAUGCAAGGUAUCAAGCAGCAUGCAUGACACAGAACUCUUUGUGGGUUUGGCUGUGUGUGGAUCCAUUCUCCUUCUCCUUAUUAUUCUCCUCUUGACUGUACUCUUUCGCAUACAGUCUCAGCCCCCUGGCUACCGGCACGUCUCCAAUGAAGGAGAAGAGCAGGCCUGACAGUUGCUUCAGCUCCUUCCCAGGCAGUAGGAAGGAGCUGUGUUGCCCCUAAGGAUGAUUGGGCACCUUCAGUUACUCAGCAUUCUUCUAUUUUGGCCUUUACUUCCCAGAACAGAACUGGACUUGAUUUCUAGAUACUUUCUAAAGGUGACAUCCUUUAGAAAUAACUGAGAAAAAGAACUGAGCUACUCUAAGGAAAUGACACCUUAACUUUGAAGCCAAUAUACUCUGUGGUGCUCUGGUCCUCAUACAGCUUACCCAGUCUGGGGUUCCCAACAUGGCCAGUUUCAAGUUUUCCUCCUUUCAAGUGACUGUAAACGUUACCACUCACCAUGACUGUGGCAGAGAAGCUUGGGCGUGCAGCAGCUGCCACAUCCAGCUGCAUUUCUCUUCAGGGUCAACCCACUUUGAGUGCUUUUCCCUCACAUCAUAGAGCUGCUGAUGGUAGAAAGGCUGAACUUGAACUGAGGGUACAGCUCACCAACAAUGCACCAAGACUCAUCUACUGUCCUUGCAGAGGGAACUUCUGCAGAUGAUGGGAGAAAUGUAAAGUGUUUCUUGAGGUUGCUGUCAAGUAGUUGCUGCUGGCAACUGGUAGAAUCAGAGUAGAAUCAAGAGUAAACCCAAAAAGGCUCUCUCAUGAGAGAGAGCAAUUCCUGUGACUGAAGCAAACCCACACUCAAUUUCUUGUGCAAUGUUGCUCUAGAAAGGAAAGUCCCUCUAGAUAAGAAACUUGGUUUCUGUCUAAAGAUCCCAAGUUUAAAUUUUACUUCCCACAUGUGAACUUCAAGGACCUAUUAAAGGGAGUACCCAGUACUCCAGGCAGUCCAGAUUUCAGCCCAAGGAAUAUGCUUUACUAGCAGAAUGUUUUUAUGCUGUAAUUAAGAGAUGUAGCAGAGCUGUUUACCUAAGACUAGAUUAAAUGCCAAGUUCUGUAGUUUUUCUUCCUAUCUUCUCUACUGGAUAUACAACAAAUAUUAAGGAUCAGAAUUGGCAGGCCAAUUUAUUUGACACACUUGGGCAUUUUGUCCAAAGUGUGAUUCUUUCUCCAGCCUGGGCUCUCUGCACACUGCAGCUGCUGCAGAGACCUUCACACCAAGUGCUCACUACCUGCCUUGUAGUUUUUGGCAGAAAAUAAGAGACUGCAGCAGGCACCAGAAGCACAGGCUCUUCACGUGGUGAAACUGCACAUUCACUUCCUACUUUUACUUCCCUUUCUGGUGCAGUUCCCUUCCCCUCUUGGAUGCAGAAGCCAGUUCUUAGGUUACAAACAUUUCCUUUUGUUCCCCCUAAGGAGUACCAUGGGGACUUUUCUCCACACCGUAAUCAGCAUCUGCCAGCAUGGGAACCCUAAAUCAGCAGAAGCAGCUUGCUGUUCUCAGCAUCUUCCUCACCUUUUUGUCCUCUGAAGAUACAGACUAGGUCUCCUGCACAGCAAGACAGUCAUAAAGAAAAAGCUACUGCCUGUGAGAACAGGCACAAGAAAGAGGUAAUAGAAAGUACAUUUAGAAGGACCAGACCUGUUAUUUUGAAGGCACCAAAUUUUGCACAUACACAGAAGAUUUUUAUGAUGAUUUAGACAUUUUGACUGUGAAUGACUUUCUGUACUUGUUCCAAUACAUUUCAUUAUUAAAAUCAAUUUCUCACUGAA
Melospiza georgiana is the source of this 2914-nucleotide messenger RNA. It is a transcript of the gene ACP2, whose product is annotated as acid phosphatase 2, lysosomal. Gene Ontology annotation, molecular function: acid phosphatase activity. The coding region runs from base 1 to 1263 and encodes 420 amino acids. Gene Ontology annotation, biological process: dephosphorylation; lysosome organization. Gene Ontology annotation, cellular component: lysosome. The record is from RefSeq and is a predicted model, not a curated record. The transcript is spliced from 11 exons. Lineage: Eukaryota; Metazoa; Chordata; Aves; Passeriformes; Passerellidae.